Molecule: messenger RNA, 3494 nt
Organism: Centropristis striata (black sea bass)
Lineage: Eukaryota; Metazoa; Chordata; Actinopteri; Perciformes; Serranidae
Gene: stimate
Product: STIM activating enhance
Exons: 8
Coding region: 749-1690 (313 amino acids)
Biological process (GO): activation of store-operated calcium channel activity
Cellular component (GO): membrane; cortical endoplasmic reticulum
Molecular function (GO): calcium channel regulator activity
Source: RefSeq, a predicted model, not a curated record
AACAUGAGUGGGCACUGCUGGGCAGGGAAGCAGCUGAAUAUACGCGAGCCGUGACCUGCAAUUUUUCCUUUUCAUUUCUUGACAUAUACUGACGAGAACAUUCUACAACCGCCAAAAAUACGAGGAACCGGUGCACUCGCGGUUUUCAAUGCCUGAGAUAAAAACAAGUUUUGUAGCCUGGUGUUAGCUCAUGGAACUGAGCGGUUAGCUUGGAGGCUAGCUAGGUAGCAUCUCAGCCGCUGGAUCUCCUUACUAUGGACGCUUGUCUGUCGGCGAAAUUCCACUUCUGGUAUACCUACACAUUUAAAUAAGUUAUGACGCGGUUUAUUUCUGUUUUAAUAGCUACAUGAUUCAGGUUUAGCUUCUUGCGUGUCUGAUAGUAGUGCUAGCUCGCAGCCAGGAACUGUUCACUGCUUCACGGAGCAACUAAAGUAGCUAUUGAUUUUUAAUGUUGCAGUGCGUAGACGAGUCACUUAAAGCUAACGGUCAUUGCAACUUCUUGCAACCUCUUAGAGCGACGGCAUUACUUAUCCUAUGGAAAAACAAUUAUGACUGCAUGGAUGUCUGAAGCAGGAGAAUGAGUGGGCGCUUGGAAGUGAGAGGAUGCCACCAGCUUUCACCGAAGACUGUCCAGCUUAACAUAUCGAUUAGCUGACUAAUAACUGCUGGAGAGGUCUGGGAAGCACACAGUCCGUGUGUGAGAAGCUCCUGCUCUUCAUCAAGUAGUCUGGUGCAGCUCUUAUGUCCAAUGGCUGCUGUUAGCGGUGUCAACAUGCUGUCCCAGCUCGGAGCCGUAGCAUUGGCAGGUCCAGGAGUAGCAGCGCUGCCCGCCGUGUCCUUUUCCAACACAUCGGUGCCCACCAGUCCGACGCCAGGUCCUGAUAACCGGGGGUGUGAGAAUGGCGCCUUAAUGGACUCGUUAGGGAUUUUCCUGCAAGGACUUCUGGCGGUGAUGGCUUUCAGCACGCUGAUGUUGAAACGCUUCAGGGAGCCAAAACAUGAGAGAAGACCCUGGAGGAUCUGGUUCCUGGACACCUCAAAACAGGCCAUUGGGAUGCUGUUCAUCCACUUUGCCAAUGUCUACUUGUCAGACCUCACAGAGGAGGAUCCUUGCUCACUAUACCUCAUUAACUUCCUGUUGGAUGCUUCUCUGGGAAUGUUGCUGAUCUAUGCCGGGGUGAGAGCUGUCAGUGCUAUUGUAGAGUGGAGGCAGUGGGACUCUCUGCGUUUUGGAGAAUAUGGAGAGCCAGUGCAGUGCACAGCAUGGUUGGGCCAGUGUAUCCUCUACAUCCUCAUCAUGAUGUUUGAGAAAGUCCUCAUCAUGCUGGUCCUCCUCAUCCCCCAGUGGAAGAAGCUGGCUCUCCUCAACCCCAUAGAGAAUCCGGAGCUGGAGCUGGCCAUCGUCAUGCUCAUCGUUCCGUUCUUCAUCAAUGCCCUCAUGUUCUGGGUGGUAGAUAAUUUCCUAAUGAAGAAGCACAGGACAAAAGCAAAGCUGGAGGAGAGAGAGGAAGACUCACGGGGUAACAGCAAAGUGCGCUACAGACGAGCUUUGUCCCAUGAUGACUCAGAGUCAGAGAUCCUUUUCUCAGCAGACGAUGAAAUGGAUGAGUCGGACGAAGAUGAUGUUCGUCGACUCACCGGCCUGAAGACAGUGAAGAAGAAGAAGCUUCGCAUGGGGAUCCCUGUUUGACCCAUGUGCCUGGCUAAACUGCUAGGAUCAGAUUUCCUCUGGUUGCUGUUCACCUUGCAGGCCCACAUAUACAUUCCCCAUACCUCCACAGGUUCUGUGUCAGCCUUGGAGUUGGCACAAUCUUUUCAAACAUAGGAUGACAGAAGAAAAUACUGUAAUUGAUUUCCCGUUAAUGUUGACUCCUGGAGGACUUCUGUAUUUCGCACUGGGAGAUAUUUUUGCAGCCAAACAGGUACUUCGGAUCACUGUUCAUUUUGAUAUGGUACAAGUAGUGUUUAUAGACACAGUUUGGGGAAAAAAUUGUACCAUAAACAAACCCAAUAUGGUUUUAUCCUUUAUGUACGUAUAAUAGAAAACAUUAACACUGGUUUAAUACUGUUUGGACUUAAGUGGCACUGUGUAUGGGCGCAGUGGUCCAGGAUAAGGUUGGACAAAUCUAAAUGGCCACAACGGAACCAAACAUGAUGCAAACAAACUGUUCAAUGACUUUGUUACAUUUGAUAGCCUAACAUGUCCUCUAAGUGAUUGUAUUCCUGAUGUUGAUUCUAUGUAAACUUUGUCUUUGUUUUCUCAUAUAGAUGUACCACCAUGGCCUGUGAUGCGUGUGUGUACUUGUGUGUGAGAGGGUGUGUACAGUUGGACCAACCUCAAAAUCUAGAGAAGCAUAACAUCAGUGUUUGAAUCACUGUAUUGAUGCAACUCUUGAAACUUUCCAGCACAGAUACACACUUAACUACUGCAUAUCUUGUAUGUAAUUUUAUCCAUUUCAAAGGGAGCACAUUAAUGCUUGCAGCAACCUUCCAAUUUUAUCUCCCGACAGACUUCUUUCAACUGUUAAACCUGUAGGACUGCAAGCACCACACUGCAACAACCCUCUAAUAUCAGCUCCGCAUGUGUCGUCUGUGUGUUGACACAAAGACUGCAGUCUCAUUUUGUUUGUGACUGUUUUACUAAUGUGCUCUGUGUGUUAUUUGUCUUUGAAUGUUGUUUGUCCCAUUUAAGUUGUGGGCUUUUUUCUUUUUUGUAUAGUUUUGAGUGUUAUUUUUCGGGCCAAAAAGGUGACUAUGCUUGUUCCAAAAGUGUUCUUUAUUCCUUAUAUCCAACAGGGAGAGUAGAUAUGGGAACUAUUCUUGCACAAUUUCCCAUUUAUCACAGCUUUCACCUUUUCCUUUUGUGUUUGUGUGAUUCAAUUUUGUUACAAUAAUGUGCCUGAGUGAAAUUACCAGCAGGUGUUUUUGUGUUUUUGUUGGUUUGAUUUACUUUUGUUUUGUUUUGUUUUUCUCUGACGGUUUUAACCAGAGCUCCAGAUGUUCAGGCAUGAAGCAGCAUUCAGCAGGCUCUGAUGUUAAGAAUGUGACAUGCAUAGACCUCUAAACUGUUAAGUAAGUGUGGACCAGACAGUCGGGAGAAAGGGUGUGUGUGUUGUGUGCAUGCCAGUGUAUAUAUACAGUAUACCUGUAUGUACUGACGUGUGUGGAUGCAUGUGUUCAAGUGUGACUGCUGGUCCUCUUUAAAGUAAAUAGAGAGUGACAUAUACUGUGACUGUGACGAGUACGGUGCUGGAGGUGGUGAUGAUGAUGAUUUCAUUUUGAUGUUUUUGGCAUGUUGGCAAGGAAUAAAUGACUGUGCAUUAUAAAGGAGGAAAGUACAGCAUAUUGCAGCAGUUAUAGUAACUCUCAGCUCAGCCAGGACAAAGAGGGCUUUUAGUAUUUUGAAAAGUGAAAACACUAGAUGAUUAUAAAGACAAGUGAUGGAGGUAAAUUAUCAUUCUAAAUGCUUUUCCAAUAAAGGAUGUGAUAAACUA